Dictyostelium purpureum is the source of this 1425-nucleotide messenger RNA. RefSeq lists its product as uncharacterized. Gene Ontology annotation, cellular component: extracellular region. The transcript has 4 exons. The record is from RefSeq and is a predicted model, not a curated record. The coding region runs from base 1 to 1425 and encodes 474 amino acids. Lineage: Eukaryota; Evosea; Eumycetozoa; Dictyosteliales; Dictyosteliaceae.
AUGAAAAUACUAUUAACUUUAAUAAUUUUAUUUUCAAGCUAUCUUUUUUCUAAAGGACAACCACCUGUUGAUGUUGGUAGACUAAGACCUUUAGAGAUAAAUGGUUUAUGUUCCAGGUAUUAUGGCCCCAGUUUAGGCGAAAAUAAAAGACCAAAAUAUUGCUGUGGUGAAAACCCAUUCCUUGCUCCUGAUGGAACUGUUUUGGUACAUAAUGAAGAAUCAUUUAAUCAAUGGUUUGAUUCUGAUGCCAAUUGUACCAAUUAUCUAUUUACUUUCCCUCUAACUUUUGAUGCAUGGGAAGACACAGUUCAAAUAGGUUAUGGUGGUCAUGGUGGGCAUUCAUUUGCCCCAACCGUGGGUCUUGGUUUUGGUAACCCAGCUGAUUUUCCUGAAUAUGCAGGUGAUCCAUUCAAUCAAUACUAUUGCGUCGAACUUCAUUUUUCAACGGUUGCUACCGAUCCUGAUACUAAUUAUUUCAGUUUGCAAGCACAUGGAGAACUUUGGGUAUAUUUCAAUAAUAGUUUGGUUUUUGAUAGUGGUGGCGAUACACUAGGUAGCGGCGCUGCUACCAAGUUUGAGUACAGAUCUAUUCCAAUGGUCAACUUUGAUGGUACAACUGUUUACCCAAUAGAUGUCUAUGCCUGUUUAAGAUCUAUUGAUAAUGCCCCAGAUGGAUCUCCAUUUAUUUUGUUUUCAGAGGCAAAUAUUUUCUCACCAUGUAUCGAUGAUCCACUAUCGUGUGUAGCCAAAACACCAAUAUGUGGAAAUUGCAUAUCAGGACAAAGACAAUGUAGCGGUCAGUCAACCACAUGUUCCACACCAAAAUGUAUCGAGGGCCAAGGUUGUCAAAUGGUGGAUAUUGACUGCAGUGAUGAAGAUGUUUGUAUCGAAAAUUUGUGUGAUGAUCUAUUAGGUUGUAUUGGUAACCCUAUACCAAACUGCUAUUGUAACUCGACAACUUGUAUAACCACAGAUGAAUGCCUUCCACGUUCGUGUAUUGAUAAUCAAUGUAUUGCUGCUCCAGUAGAUUGUUCUAUAUUUUUACCAAAUUGUGAAGAAUCAUUUUGUAACGCUGGUGAAUGUAUCUGUACUAUAAAUCCUGGCACCACUGGGGAAGUCACAUCUGAAGUUGUAACCACAACUGAUUUACCAACUAUUACAUCCACAAUAUCCGUUACAACCACAUCAACCACUAUUAUAUCAGCCACUGCCACAUCAGCCACUACCACAUCAGCCACUACCACAUCAACUGGUUCGGAAACAUCCAUUGGCAUUACCACCCACUACAGACCAGAGAUAUAUAUUUGCUCUGAUGACUCUUGCCCAUAUGAAUACUGUUGUAUACAAUUAAAGAAGAGCUAUACUUGUGUUUCAAAAUAUUUUGAACAUCAAUGUUCCCCUCAAAGAUUACCAGACUAUUUUUAA